Molecule: messenger RNA, 1773 nt
Organism: Homarus americanus (American lobster)
Lineage: Eukaryota; Metazoa; Arthropoda; Malacostraca; Decapoda; Nephropidae
Product: proline-rich protein 36-like
Exons: 8
Coding region: 1-1773 (590 amino acids)
Source: RefSeq, a predicted model, not a curated record
AUGGUCAGGUACGCUCUGACACUCCCAGGUUCUCCUGACGCUCCUGGUUUCCUCACUCCCGGUGCAUCUCUUGCUCCCUGGGUGCCUCUGACCUCCCAGAUUACACGUCGGCAUCACGCCUCCGACGUUUCAGUACGCCUCCGAUGCUCCAGGUUGCCUCUGGCUCCUGAACGCCCAGAUUUCACUCCGUUGCUCCUGGUUCGACACGCUCUAUUUUGCACUCACUCCCGAGUGCCUCGACCUCCGUGCUCCAGUGCAGCACUCUCCCUGCCAGACUACUCUGUUCCCUUCGGGUGCACCACACUCAGUGCUCAGUGCACCUGCCCAAAACCUCAGACCUCCAGUGCCUCCGAUGCUCCAGUGCCCACUCAGACACCCAUGAUUCCUUCGAGACCUCCCUGGUACACUCUGACGCUCCAGAUUUACCUCCAAUCACCUCGGGCGCAGACAUUCCCAGGUACACCUCAGACACUCAGGUACGCCUCAGACGCCGACGCUGACGGUACCAGGCCGCCUCCAUUCCGUUACGCCGGUUCUCCAACCGGCGCCAGGCGCACCUCUGACGCUCGGCCAAGACGCCUCAGGCUCCAGUUACACCUCGACACUCCCGGUUCCCCUGGGCGCUCCCCACCCUGGCCGCCAGAUACCUCUGAUGCUCCCCAGGUGCAUCCAGCCAGGCGCCAGUUUCUCGACCUGGUUGCCUCGCUCACACCUCUGGCCACUCCAGUGCCGUCGACACUCCAGACGUUCCCAAUUUACCUCAGCCCUCAGAACACUGCAGAUGCCUGGUUCCUCGACCUCCCUGUUGCCUCUGACCUCACAAGUUUUCCACCCAGCACUCCCAAAUUCCUCAGUACCAUACACUCAGGCAUUUCCCUCAGGCAUCACAGUUACUGCCCUGACCUCCCAGGGCACGACCACCGGUGCCGGUACACCUCAGGCUCUCCUGGUGCACCUCAGACCGGGCGCGAGUGCCUCAGUUCUCUGGCUCCCAAAUUUUCAGAACAUUCCAUUCAACAGACAUUCCUUUCAGGAUUCUCCUCUCUGACACAAAUUACCUCACUGAUACCUGUUGCUUCCUCCACAGGCCUCCACAGUGCCCCUCCUCCUGGUGCUCAGCCUCCCCUGGUUCUGACACUUCAGGCGCCUCCGGCACUCCAGGUGCCUCCGACCAGUGCACCUCCAGUCCAGGCCUCCCGGUUCUCACACUCCUGGGCUGCCUCCCUCCCAGGCCUCCUAACAUCCCUGUUUUGGGCAUGCAGUUUGCAUCAGACCUCUGGGGUGCCUCAGGCUGUUCCCAGGCCCUCGUGCUCCCAGGUGCCUCUGACGCUCCCGGUGCCUGACCUCCCGGGCGCUCCUCAGGCAUCUGGUGCACCCUCACCUCCAGGGUGCACUUCCCUGACACUCGGUGCUCUCGGCUCUGGGUGUUCCUCUGACCUCCCCAAGGUGCCUCCAUCUGCUCACACGCCUGACAUGCCAGUGCCUCUGGGCACUCACAAAAGUGCCUCUGGGCCUCCAGUGCUCGCCCCAUUCUCUCUGACCUCCUCCAGACACCUCAGACACUCCCAGAUUACACCGCCUUCUGGGCAGGUCCUGGGUGCCUCCCAGGGUACCUCCAGGCCUCAGGCCUCUUACUCCUUGUUCUCCUCCUUACAUAGGUGCCUCAGGCUCCUCCCAGUGCCUCAGACACUCCCAGGAAACACCUCAGGGCCACUCCCAGGCCCUUCACACAACCUCCCAGUGCCUCAGGCCUCAGUGCCUCAGAACCUCUGA